Malus domestica (apple) is the source of this 2517-nucleotide messenger RNA. RefSeq lists its product as uncharacterized. NCBI's taxonomy places the organism in Eukaryota, Viridiplantae, Streptophyta, Magnoliopsida, Rosales, Rosaceae. The record is from RefSeq and is a predicted model, not a curated record.
ACCUAGACAUCUCACAAUACCUCACUCCCCCAGUCAGAGUCGGUCUCCUUCCUCUCUUAAAUUAACUGCAAAACAGAAGCAUCCACCCCUCCACACUUUUUUGUCAUUUUCCCCAAAUUUUUUUAUCAUUCUCCCAAAUUUUUGUUCUCCAAUGCAUGAUCCACUCACCUUCUCAAAAUUUUCUUUUACUUAAUUAACCCCAAUAAAAAACAUUUUGCAUGAAUGAACAGGGAACUAUUACCUGGAGAUCCCCACCCUAACGAAGUAAGAAGCUACCUCUCCCUUUCUCUUUUGUACUUCUCAUCACUUCCCACUAACCCUUUUAAAUAUAAAUCCCCUCCUUCCUCUUCUCUUUCACUUUCACUCUUCACUCUCCCACUUCACUUCCCCUAUAUAUUUGCUUCACUUUCAUUUGUUCAAUACUUCCUCUCCCCUUGCACAUUCAUGUUCUAAUUUUUCUUUCAUCUGGUGUCGUUUAUUAUGUUCCUUUCGCUACGUUAAAUUGAUUGUCGCCAUUGUCCAUUUUCCUUUCGCCUUGCUGCCUUCGUCCUUCGGCUUUAGGACUAGCUCAACGCUUGAAGUAUUGUGAUUUGUGAGUUGUCAAGUAACAAUUAUUUUCUCAUUUUCUUCAUUUAUUCAUCUUCGAAAAAUGAAUGUGCAUGAUCAACAUCAAAGAAAGCCUUUUCCAGUAGAGCGAAGGCCAAGAAUGCUCCUCAAAGAUUUCCUCUGUGAAAAUUCUAACUCAUGUUCUUCAAGUGGUUUCAAUUCAUUUCCAAGACAAUCACCAACCAACCCAAGCAAUACCCCAAAAAUCCUAAAUUCAUGUUCAGAAAAUACCAAUAUCAUUUCCAGAAAACUACUCAGAAGCAGAUCAAAAGCAGCCUCCACCACAAUCUCAGCAUUCCACUCCCUCAUGAAUGCAGUCAAAAACAUCCCAUUUACCACGGUUAAACCUCCCUCGUUUUUACCUAGAAGCCUUUCAAGGAGGCUGCAGCAGUCAAAAGACUCAAAACAGAACUCACCAAGCUCAUCAAGGAAGCAGGGUAGUCAAUGUCAAGUCCAAAUUACCGUGAGAGUCAAGGACAUCAUACGGUGGACAUCGUUCCGCGAUGAGAAGUUACCGCCACCUCCGCCGUUGGACUUUGUUUCUUCACCUCUGCAUUGUACCACAAGCACCACCAUAACAGGCUCCACCACUACAUGUACUACUUGUAGUAGUAAUAGCAGCAGCAACGGUUCAAGCUGGUCUGACAGUGAUUUCACCUCGGAGUUUUUACCGCGUUGGGGUGGUAACUCUGACCCUGACUGUGAGGAGGAUGGUAAAAAAUAUUCACCAUGUGUCGGCAGGGAUUCCAUGGAAAUGGACGCUACAUCAGGGACAGGAAGUUACGCCGCAUUGGGACCCAAGGUUGAGCUGCAACCGUGUGAUGAAGAAGAUGAGCAGCAGAGCCCAAUUUCAGUGCUUGGUUUUCAAUUUGGGGAAGAUGAAGACUCGUCAUUUUCAAGUACUUUUGGUCAAAGCAUGGCCAAUAUGGAGAGGGCAAAAGAAAUGCUUAUGAAGAAGAUCGAGCUCUUUGAGAGUCUUGCAACAAUAGAUCCUGUCAACUUAGACACAUCAAUGUCGUUCAACGAAAGAGCCAACUUUGAAGAAGAUGAUGAAACAGCAGAAAGGGCAAUGGAGCUGUUAAACCAUUGCAAAGCAAGCUGCCCAGACCUAAAGAGCUGGGAGCUGGAAAUAGUGGAAGAUCAACUAUUGUUUGAUUUUUUUAGAGAAGAAAUGAGUGCACAACGAAAUAAAAAAGAUGAUGAGUUUAAAAGGGAAAUGGUUAGCAAAGCAAAAGCUUGGAUGAGAGGGGAGUGGGGAUCACUAGAGCACAACAAGGAAGCUUGUGUGAGAGAUAUGCACAAAGGAAGGAGGUGGAACAAGUUUGAGUUUGAGCAACAGGAGCUGGCUUUGGAAAUAGAGACUGCCUUGUCAGAGUACUUGGUGGAUGAGCUUUUGCUUGAUCUCUUAUCAAGAUAAGAGCUCUACUUCUAGAGAAGGACUUAUCUACAUUUUCUGUAUGUUAUACUCUAGCGUUCCUAACCAAUAUUGAUGUAAUGUCAUGUGUUAUACUAUUCUUACGGAGUAUGUUGCAUCAGUGGUCCUGUAUGCUAUUGAAGAACGUAUCAUACUCACUUGGUUUCAGUUAGGGCCCCGUGGAUGAGGCAUGUCUUAUGAUAACAGCCAAUUGCAGUUUCCAAUAGUGGCCUUCGGCUAAGACCAAGGAUGGACGGAGACAGUGGAUGAGCAAUUGAGAGCAUUGGGUUUAAAGUGACCAUCUUUUCUGUGUCCCUGACAAUUUCAUCUUUUGUAAAGACGGGAUGAAAAAGAAUGUGAGAGUGAGAGACAUAACUUAUGCCCCAUUUUUUGUAGGGUCUGCAUUUUGAACAUUUGUGAAAAUAAAUGUGUAAUAAGAAUUAAAUUCUCAAAAAGACUAUUGAUUUUAAGGCUCCUUCGUUAGCCUCCUAUAUUCA